Alligator sinensis (Chinese alligator) is the source of this 3429-nucleotide messenger RNA. RefSeq names its product nexilin F-actin binding protein (gene NEXN). NCBI's taxonomy places the organism in Eukaryota, Metazoa, Chordata, Crocodylia, Alligatoridae. The transcript has 14 exons. Bases 191 to 2209 code for a protein of 672 amino acids. Gene Ontology annotation, biological process: mitochondrial fusion; axon guidance; dendrite self-avoidance. Gene Ontology annotation, cellular component: plasma membrane; axon. The record is from RefSeq and is a predicted model, not a curated record. Gene Ontology annotation, molecular function: cell-cell adhesion mediator activity.
GGGGUUGUGCCGUGGGGCGGAGCGGGACCUGCCGGGCGCGGCUGCCCGAGGGGGGCCCUCCCAGAAGAACAGGAAACUCCAGAAAAGGUGAUAGAAGCUCCAGCUAAAGCAUCAGUCUUUCUAAGCAGGUAUGCAAUGAUCUCUUCUAGGUAAAAAUUGAAAAGUAUCUUGUCAGAUCACACGAGCAACUAUGAAUGACAUUGCACAAAAGGCUGAGAUUCUGCUUUCUUCAUCUAAACCUGUCCAAAAAUCCUAUGUGCCUAAACUUCGCAAGGGUGAUGUAAAGGAUAAAUUUGAAGCUAUGCAGAAAGCAAGGGAAGAAAGAAAUCAAAGGAGAUCUAGAGAUGAAAAGCAAAGAAGAAAAGAACAAUAUGUUAGAGAGAGAGAAUGGAACAGGAGAAAGCAGGAGAUGAAAGAACAGCUCGCUUCUGAUGAAGAAGAUGACACGUCUAAAACAGAGAAAGCUUAUGUUCCAAAGCUUAUUGGAACUGUUAAAGGCAAGUAUGCAGAAAUGGAGAAACAAAGACAAGAAGAAGAAAGAAAAAGAAUGGAAGAAGAAAGAAAGCGUAGAAUUGAACAAGAUAUGAUUGAGAAAAGGAAAAUUCAGAGAGAAUUGGCAAAAAAAGCCCAGGAGAUUGAGGACUUAAACAAUACGGGAACUGAAUCAGCAUCGGAGGAAGGAGACGAUUCAUUGCUGGUGACAGUAGUGCCUGUAAAACCUAACAAAACACCUGGAAAGAUGAAAAUAAGUGCUGACGACGUAGGAAAAGAAAGAGAAGAAGAAAGAAAGCAUGAAGAGGAAAAAUUAAGAUAUGAGGAACAGAAACAAUCUCUAAAAGAAGCCAAGUGUCUUUCAUUUGUCAUGGAUGAAAAUGAAGACACUGAAAGACGUGAACCCCUGUCUUCUGGGAAACUGAAAGUAACAUUUGAAGAAUUGGAAAGACAGAGACAAGAAAAUCAAAGACGGCAAGCAGAGGAAGAAGCAAGACAACGUUUAGAAGAGGAAAGACGCGCCUUUGAAGAAGCUAGACAACAAAUGGCAAAUGAUGAAGAGUACGAUAAAGCAGCUGAAAGUUCUAUCAAAGAGUUCCGUCCUGGUAAACUCAAACUCAGUUUUGAGGAGUUAGAAAGACAGAGGAGAGAAGAGGAAAAAAGGAAAGCAGAAGAAGAAGCAAGACGACGCAUAGAAGAAGAGAAAAGGGCAUUUGCUGAAGCCAGGAGGACUAUGGUACUGGAUGAUGAAUCCCCAGAGAUGUUUAAAACAGUUUCUCAAGAAUCUCUUAUACCAGGUAAACUGGAAAUUAAUUUUGAGGAGUUACUGAGACAAAAAAUGGAAGAAGAAAAGAGACGCACAGAAGAAGAACGCAAGCAAAAACUGGAAAUGGAGAAGCAAGAAUUUGAGCAGCUUAGAAAAGAAAUGGGAGAGGAAGAGGAAGAAACAGAAAUCUUUGAGCUAAGCAGGGAAUAUGAAGAACUAAUAAAAUUAAAGAGAAGUGGCUCUAUCCAGGCAAAGAACUUAAAAAGCAAGUUUGAAAAGAUUGGACAGUUAUCUGAAGAAGAAAUACAGAGAAAAAUUGAAGAAGAGCGGGCUAGAAGAAGAGCAGUGGACCAGGAAAUUAGAGACAGGGAAGCGGAGAAAUUUCAAGAGGAAGACGAGGUAGAUGUGAAACCAGCCAAGAAAUCAGAGGCUCCAUUUACUCAUAAAGUAAACAUGAAGGCUCGGUUUGAGAAAAUGGCAAAAGCAAGGGAGGAAGAGGAACAGCGAAGAAUCGAAGAACAAAAAUUACUACGUAUGCAGUUUGAACAAAAGGAAAUAGAUGCUGCAUUACAGAAGAAGAGGGAGGAAGAAGAGGAGGAGGAGGGAAGUAUUCUUAAUGGUUCUACUUAUGAAGAUGAAGAGGACCAAGCACGGUCUGGAGCUCCCUGGUUCAAGAAACCGCUAAAAAAUAUAUCAGUUGUUGACAGUGAGCCAGUAAGGUUCACUGUUAAAAUUACUGGAGAGCCAAAGCCUGAAGUCACUUGGUGGUUUGAGGGGGAAAUGUUACAGGACUCUGAGGACUAUCAGUACAUUGAAAGAGGAGACACGUACUGCCUUUAUCUACCAGAAACUUUCCCAGAAGAUGAAGGAGAAUAUAUGUGUAAAGCAGUCAACAGCAGAGGCACAUCAGCUAGCACCUGUAUACUCACCAUUGAAACUGAUGACUACUAAUGCUCUACUUUUGCUGGAAAUUUCCUUCCCCUCGGCUUUCUUACUACCGCAUCAUCUCUCUCUCUGUGGUGGGGCCAAUUAAGGAAACAAGAAAGUGUUGUUUUGUCAUUCCUGUAUCAGAGGUGGAUAGCCAUCAAAAUGCACAGGGUUCAGACUCAUUUCAAUGUGAAAGUUGGUACCAGACAAUAUAAAUGAGGUUUUGAUAGUAAAAGAAUAAGUUACAGGAAAAAACUAAAUUGCUUGUGUUCCCACAUAUGAAGACCAAGUAUUCUGUAAGAAUACUACAGCAAAUUAUACUGAUCUGGAAGUUUCUGAAGUAGUAUAAAUGUGUCAAUACAUUCUGCAUGUACACUAAGCUUUUAACUGCUUUUUGUCUCAAAAGGAAUUAGUAGACAAAGAGAAUGAUCUUGGAAAAGCAAUGUACUGUUUUUAAACAAUGACAAAUUAUGCUAUGGCUUAACUUCUACUUUAAUUUUUUUUGCCUCCGAGUUUGCUUUAAUACAUAUAUACAUUCAAAAUGAUGUGUUGCUUUUAAAGUGUGUAAUCACUAAUAAUGUAAAUACAUCCAUAGGAUUGAGAAGUCUGUAAAACUACCAAAACUUAUACAAAGUAACAAAAGAGUACCAAUUACUCAUGAAAAUCAUGCCAACAUAAUGGUGUACCAAAAUUAAGUUUGUAGAGCAAGUUUUUGGAUACACUCUGGUAAUACUGUGGUUAGUUUUUCAUCUUCAUCUUUACCGGCUAGAAUUUGUUCAUUAUUGCAUCUCAGCUUAUAUGCUUGAAAUCCUAAAAUAAAAAUGGAGUAUGAUAACAGAAAUACAUGCAUUUAGUUUCCAUGCUAUAUAUUUAUUUUAGUCUUUGGGGGGCUGACAAGACAGAUGAAUUCUUUUUUUGUAUAAGGACUCCUAGUGCUGGAAAAUUCAGGAGAAAAUGGAUACAAGUGCCAGUUUCAAAAUAAUAAAGACAUCUUCAAAUGGGCUUUUGUUCAGACUACAUCCAGUUUUUAUAGGAAAAUGUUCUUAGUAGUAAUUACAAGGAUUUAUUGCAAAUCAUGUCUUCUGGUUGUUGGUUCCAUUUAUAUUUGUAUCAACAGCAUCUUUUAUAACACUUUUUUGGCUCAACAAUUACAGGGCAGAAGUGUCCCAAAGUCCUGUUUGUUUAGUGGUUGUGCGCCAGGAUUCUGUGCAUUAGAAGAUAAAUAAAACACAUUCUGCCACCAA